Molecule: messenger RNA, 3591 nt
Organism: Mustela lutreola (European mink)
Lineage: Eukaryota; Metazoa; Chordata; Mammalia; Carnivora; Mustelidae
Product: zinc finger protein 324A-like
Exons: 4
Coding region: 416-2128 (570 amino acids)
Biological process (GO): regulation of transcription by RNA polymerase II
Cellular component (GO): nucleus
Molecular function (GO): DNA-binding transcription factor activity, RNA polymerase II-specific; RNA polymerase II cis-regulatory region sequence-specific DNA binding
Source: RefSeq, a predicted model, not a curated record
UUGCGGGGGCUGGACUUCCGGCGUCCGGGGUCUGUCACUUUGCAGCGGGGCGCGGGGCCACACCGGUGUUGGGGACCCGAGCGCGGCGGGCCCGGGCGGGGUUCCAGGAGGGGUGGAGACCCGAGGUGAGGGCUGUGAUCGAGGGCACGAGCGGAGAGGCGCUGGGCGCACGGCGUGGGCGCGGGCGGCCAUCGCGCCCCCCGAACCUCGGUUUCUCCGGGUAUAGCCUGGGCCGCCCCGCGGGGCUGUGGGGCGGUGGCCCGCGUCACAUGUUCUCCGACCCCGGGGCGGCAGGGGAGGCGGCGUCCUGGGCUCCGGGGCGUCUGUGCCCUGGACGGACGGGGGAGACUGAGGCCCGGAACCGGGACGUUCGCGUUGUCCGUCGCUUUCUGCGCGUCCCCAAGUGCAGGCUCUGAUGGCGACCGCGGCGCUGACAGACCCGGCGCAGGGCCUGAUGGCCUUUGAGGAUGUGGCCGUGUACUUCUCCCAGGAGGAGUGGGAGCUUCUGGAUGCAGCCCAGAAGGCCUUGUACUGCCACGUGAUGCUAGAGAACUUCGCACUUGUGGCCUCACUGGGACUCUCUGCCUCACGACCACGGGUGGUCAUUCAGCUUGAGCGUGGCGAGGAGCCCUGGGUUCUCAGUGGGACAGUUGUGACACCAGUCAGGAAUGCUCCUAGGAAGCCCAGCCCUGGUUCCCGUCAUCUGGCAUACGACAGGGUUGUUCCAGCAGAAGCAGAGCUGCCAGGGUCCUUCCAUGAUGGCUCCCCUUCAGCAUCUACAAGGGUCCUCCCCUUCACUGGCAUCUGUGAGCACGGGAAGAGCCUGGAGGGCUGGCAGGGCACUUCCCCCUCUCAGGAGAAAAAACCCACAGGGGUGUCUGUAAUCUAUUGGGAACAGCUCCUGCUAGGUCCUGGCAGUGGGGAGGCCAGUGUCAGUCUGCGCCUGACCUCCCCACUGAGGCCAGCUGAGGACUGCCCACCUAAGGAGAAGGCCCUUGUGACCCGCCCCAUGCCAGGCAAGCAGCUAAGGGCAUGUGGGCGGGAGGCAUCUCGGAGAGGUUUCUCCAAAAUUCCAGAAUUUGAGGCUGGUCUCACCUCUGGGGAAGGAGGAAAGAGUCCCGCUGGCCACAAGUCUCAUGGACACCCUGCUGCCCAGGAGCCCUCAGCCUGGGAUCAGCUGGGCAAGGCCCUCCACAUGGGCCCUGGCCUCCUCCCUGGGGAGAAGCCUUUCGAAUGCAGGGCGUGCAACAAGGUGUUCGUGAAGAGCUCCGACCUGCUCAAGCACCUGCGCACACACACCGGUGAGCGGCCCUACGAGUGUGCGCAGUGCGGCAAGGCCUUCAGCCAGACCUCACACCUGACGCAGCACCAGCGCAUCCACAGUGGGGAGACGCCAUAUGCGUGCCCGGCCUGCGGCAAGGCCUUCCGGCACAGCUCCUCGCUGGUGAGGCACCAGCGCAUACACACCGCCGAGAAGUCUUUUCGCUGCGGCGAGUGUGGCAAGGCCUUCAGCCAUGGCUCCAACCUCAGCCAGCACCGCAAGAUCCACGCAGGUGGGCGGCCGUACGCAUGCGCCCAGUGUGGCCGCCGUUUCUGCCGCAACUCACACCUGAUUCAGCAUGAGCGCACGCACACGGGGGAGAAGCCUUACACCUGUGCCCUUUGUGGGGCCGCCUUCAGCCAGGGUUCUUCUCUCUUCAAGCACCAGCGUGUGCACACGGGCGAGAAGCCCUUCGCCUGUGCACAGUGCGGCCGCGCCUUCAGUCAUAGCUCUAACCUCACGCAGCAUCAGCUGCUGCACACGGGCGAGCGGCCCUUCCGCUGCGGGGACUGCGGGAAGGCUUUCGCCAAGGGCGCAGUGUUGCUCAGCCACCGACGCAUCCACACGGGCGAGAAGCCCUUCGUGUGCUCGCACUGUGGCCGCGCCUUCCGCGAACGCCCGGCCCUCUUCCACCACCAGAGGAUCCACACAGGAGAGAAACCUGUGCGAAGACCCCGGCAUGGGGCAGGCCUCUGCCCUCAGGCCAGGCCUUCUUCGGUGGCCUCAUCAGAGGGCUCACUGGGGAGGGAAGCGGGGCCUACUCCUGCCUCCCGUCUAGCCACAGUCUCAAAGCCUGCUGAAGCCUGAGUUCACAGCUCCAGCCUUCCCUGGCUUGUCGUAACACAGCUGUGUUCCCUCCGUAUCCACAUUUUGGAGGAGACCCGUAUGUGCACUGUGGUUCCGUCUGCACGUGUGAUGAUGUUUGCCAUUUCAGCCACGGCUCACUCCAGCUGCAGAAAUAUCUGGGGGAUCGUUCCCCCAUUCCGAUGCUGAGACUUCAGUAGUGCAGAGACUUGGGAGUCAGUGCUGUUUCAUGCCCAUUAUGACUGUGGGUGCUCAGGUGAGGCGGGGGAGAGCUGGAAUGCUGAGGAAGCAGCCCUCGACAUUUCCCCUGCCCAUGCACAAACUGGCCACCAGGCCAACCCUCAGGAUAGUCCUCCAAGGUCUCCUUCCUCCAGAUCUCCUGGAAGUAGACUCAGUGGACAGGAGCUCAUGUGGGGGUCUGGGGUUGACCUUGGGUCUAGGUCCUAUCUUCCACCUCUGGGACAAAGAGGUGAGAGAGAGAGAGAGUCAGGCCUACAGAAGCUAUUUGCAGCAUCCUGAAGGCAGGAUCUUGAUUAGUGCCAACGUGUGCCAGUUGCCAGGCCUGUGAGGCUACACUCACAGUACUUGUACUACACUGAGUAGUACCUGCCAGGCUACUGUGGCUGGUAUCCCCACCUUACAGAUGAGGAAAUUGAGGCAGAGAGAGGGGAUGAGUUGUACACAGCAGAGCCAGCACUUGAAUCCGGGCCACAGGCCCAGUAUCCACACAUCUCACCACUCUGCCCCCAUGCUCUGGCACCCGUGCUCUGGUCUGUUGGUGUGAGAGCUGGGUGAUGUCAGGCCUGGUUGCAUGCACAUGGCAGUCUCCCAGUGGGUGGGGCAAGUAGAGGUUGCAGUCCCCUGGGUGGGCAGAGGAAGACAGACAUCAAGGUGGUGGCUCUUGAGCCAUGUUCUUUUAUUCAGUUUCUCAUGGCAGCCUCAGCAAUGGCCAUGUCCCGUUGUCACCAAAGGCACCGCUACAGGACCCUGUGUGUCCCCAUUGCCCCGACAAGAGGUGAUUACAACAACAGGUUUGGAAGAGACCAGAUGGGACUACUUGUUUCUGCAGGGUCUGGUGGGCAAGUGCCCACCUGUUCACUUCCCUGAGUUUGAAAGAGGAUUUGCUGUCACCUAAGGCCAUGUGUGUGUGCACCCUCCCAUCCUGGGACACUGAGUUGGAUGGGUGGGGUGGGGCCCAGGUUUCUCCCUGUGGCCCUCAGCAGACCAGGGCCCAUCCUCACCUCAGUCCUCAAACCCAAGGGUGGUAGUGGUCUCUUUACUUGGGAACAAAAGAAGACCCAAAAUUGGAAGUUGAAUGGACGCACAUUGUGUAAAUCCUUGCAGGGCACUGUGAAAGUCUACAGCCUCAGCCUCCCCACCCAGCCUCCAGGUCCUGGGUCAGAGGGUUUAACAUCACAGUCCUGAGAGGCUUCCUGAUAAAAGUUUGUCAAACGUGUGCACGGUAA